GAAAUUGACAAAGGUUAGGAAGCAGAAAGCGAUAAACGAGAAGAAGCAAAGCGAAGGAACAAGAAGGUGCACAUUGUGUGGAGGCAAUGGGGAAGAAUCAGGACCAGAAAACGGGGCUAGGAAGGGCCCUUGUGAAGCAGCACAAUCAGAUGGUUCAGCAGAGCAAAGAGAAGAACCGAUUCUACAAGAAGAAGUUUCUCGAAUCCUUCACCGAAGUCUCCGACAUCGACGCCGUCAUCGAGCAAACCGUUGAUUCUCUCCCCGAUCGCUCCGCCGCCACACCUUCCUUACUCAUCAACUUAGACCAUGCCUCUGUGUCCGAUGAAACGACGUCGGAAGUAGCGAAGAAGCAGCGGAAGCAAGAGGAGGCACUAUAUGCUAGCAGCCUCCGUGUUCCGCGCCGGCCGCCGUGGAAUUCCGACAUGUCUGCCGAGGAGCUUCAUGAGAGUGAAACGCAAGCUUUUUUGAUUUGGCGUCGCAGUUUAGCAAGGCUUGAGGAGAAUAAGAAGCUUGUUCUUACUCCGUUUGAGAAAAAUCUUGACAUAUGGAGACAGCUCUGGCGGGUUGUUGAGCGGAGUGAUUUGCUUGUUAUGGUCGUUGAUUCCCGAGAUCCACUGUUCUAUCGUUGUCCAGACCUUGAGACUUAUGCACAAGAGGUUGAUGAGCAUAAACGCACUUUGCUUUUGGUCAAUAAGGCUGAUCUUUUACCUGCCUCUAUCAGAGAGAAAUGGGCAGAAUAUUUCCGUGCUCAUGAUAUUCUCUUCAUCUUCUGGUCAGCUAAAGCUGCUUCAGCAGCCCUGGAAGGCAAAAAGCUUGGUUCAUCAUGGGACCAUGAUAAUGCAGGUAGAACUAAUAGCCCAGACACAAAGAUAUAUGGAAGGGAUGAGCUUUUGGCCCGCUUGCAAUCAGAGGCAGAAGAGAUUGUUGACAGAAGGAGAAAUUCAGGCUCCUCUGACACAGGGCCAUCUGACUAUAAAUCUCCUGCUGAAAAUGCUGCUUGUAGUUUAUCAUCAAGUAAUGUAGUUGUGGGAUUUGUCGGAUAUCCUAAUGUGGGGAAAAGUUCAACUAUUAAUGCUCUGGUUGGUCAAAAACGGACUGGUGUUACCUCUACUCCAGGGAAAACAAAGCAUUUUCAGACAUUAAUUAUCUCUGAUAAAUUGACCCUUUGUGAUUGUCCUGGACUAGUUUUUCCAUCUUUCUCAAGCUCAAGAUAUGAGAUGAUUGCUUGUGGGGUGUUACCUAUUGAUAGGAUGACUGAACACAGGGAAUCUGUUCAAGUUGUAGCUGAUAGAGUCCCAAGACAUGUCAUAGAGGAGAUUUAUAAGAUCAGGCUUCCUAAACCUAAGCCAUAUGAGUCCCAAUCCCGUCCCCCUCUAGCAUCUGAACUUUUGAGAGCGUAUUGUGCUUCUCGUGGGUAUGUUGCCUCUAGUGGACUCCCUGAUGAAACUAGGGCUGCCCGUCAGAUAUUGAGGGAUUACAUUGAUGGGAAGUUGCCUCACUAUGAAAUGCCUCCAGGUGUGUCAAAUGAGGAACAAGCUUUGGAAGAUCCCACUGGACAUGUUUCAGUUGACUUGCAUGAAUCAGAUUCAUCUGGUAUCGAAGAUUCUUCGGAUGUUGAGAGUGAAAUUGCCCCAAAUCUUGAGCAUGUAUUGGAUGACCUCAAUUCAUUCGACAUGGCUAAUGGACUUGCUCCAACGAAAGUUACUAUGAAGAAGUCUAAGGCAUCUCAUAAGCACCAUAAAAAGCCCCAGAGAAAAAAAGAUCGAUCUUGGAGAGCAGGCAAUGAUGAUGCCGAUGGGAUGCCAGUGGCAAGAUUCUUUCAGAAACCAGCAAAUAUGGGUCCUCUGAAGGUUGGAUAAGAUCAUACGUUUUGGUUUUUUACGACACCGUAUCUGUUACAGUACACUGUUUAUCUGAGGUUUACUAUAAAAAUAUUUGUUUGCAAUGCAUUGAGGAAAUAGAUGACCUGAGUAAUUUAACUGGAGCUUGCCCCUUAACAGGAAAAAGACGUAGGAAUGGAAAAUUGGAUGCAAAGAUUAGUCAGUGUUAAGCGCAUUUGUAUAUUUUCUCUAUAGUAUUGUGUAAGACGAGGCUGGGCUGAAUUAUGCCCCAUAUAUAAAGGAGUAGCGAAACGAUUGAUUGAAUUCCUUUUGGUGGUGAAAUAUCGCUUUGAGCAUUGACGAGAGAAUUUAAGGAUUUGUUUUGGAAUUAGAUUUUGGAGAGAAUAAGACGAAAUGGAAAGAUUUAUGAGAUAAUUAUCUUUAUUCAAGGGUUUUAAGCGGGAGAUAAUUUAUAAAUUUCCUAAGUUCAUCUUUUGAAUUUCU
Molecule: messenger RNA, 2324 nt
Organism: Abrus precatorius (Indian licorice)
Lineage: Eukaryota; Viridiplantae; Streptophyta; Magnoliopsida; Fabales; Fabaceae
Product: GTPase LSG1-2-like
Exons: 6
Coding region: 87-1859 (590 amino acids)
Cellular component (GO): cytosol
Molecular function (GO): GTPase activity; GTP binding
Source: RefSeq, a predicted model, not a curated record